ACGUCGAAAUGUACGCAAAAUUUGUAGAUAUAAUUGACGCUUUAGUACAAAAAAAUAAUGUAUCAUAUCCAAGAAUCGCUAUUUUUCGACAGCCAACUCGGGAAGGAGAAUUGAAAAAAUUAUCGAAGACGAAAAGAGAAAUCAAUACUAUCCGGAAAAUGAUAACCGAUAAUCUACACUACGUCCAAAAUAAUAAGGAUGAUUUCGGUUUUGCUUUGUCUAAAUCUUCGAAAAUUAUUGUAGAUCAAAUAGUUAAUGACAUAUUUCGGAAUGUUUUAAUGAAUUGCUUACACAAGAUAAGUAACAAAAUUCACACACACUAUUUGCAAAUAGAAAAACAACAUAAUGACAUUGAAAUGUUAUAUGAUCGAACUUUGCAAGCUUAUAAAGUUUUUUCUGAAAUGAAAAAUUUUAACGAACCUCUAGAAUUCUUCAGAGAGUUUCUUGAUGCAGUUAAUACUUCAAAUAUUUCUGUAUCGAUAAAUAAUUUGAACGAUAUUUCAGAUAACGUCAGAAAGGUGAAAUUCUUUACAACAGUGUCAAAUAGUAAUAAAGACCUUUACAUGAUAUUACUGAAGAAUAGAGUCCAAGAUGUUCUAAAAUUAAUUGAAGAUUUAAAAAACAUUGAUGAUUUUUUGAAUAAUUUGCAAUCAAAUCUAAUGACAUAUAAAUUACAGCAAUUAAAAGAUGACAGUCGAAUUGAUAGAAUAAAGUUAUCAUGUGCUAGCUCGAAAUCUAUAACUGUUGAAAAUAUUACGGAUUUGAAUAAUAUUAUGCAGGAAAUCGGUAAUGAUGAGAUUUAUCAAAAAAUAAAAACAAUGAAACUUAACCGAUUCCAAUUAGAUCAUAUCAAAACGAUUUUCAAUACAUUUCAACGUAACAUUCAAUUUUCAUGCACACCAGAGCAGCUGACUGUAAAAGGAUACAAUGUCAAAAUGUGCGAUGUAAUCAAAUGUGACUGCUGGGCACACGUAAAAAUUAUUCACGUCUUUGCGUUGAACAAGGUUUUUAUAGAUUGCCCAAUAAAUAAAACAGGUGAAGAGGUUCAGAUAUUUAUUUUAGCACCCACGUGGGAAGUUAUCAGAACCCAGAAAAUUAUUUUAAAUGGCAAAGACGGAGAACCACCAAAGGCAGCAUUUGCAAAAUCAUCUAAUGUUUUGUUAGGAAAUGGAACACAUGGUUCUCAGGGGUUUCCAGGUGGCCCUGCUGGACAUUUUUUUGGUGUUGGUGAACAAUUUAUAAAUUCAAAUAAUCUGGAGAUAUAUGCUAACGGUGGCAAAGGAGGGCCUGGACAACAUGGUAGAAAUGGUACAGAUGGCGUCACAGUUGAAGAAAUUCCAGAAUCGUUCUUAAAAAAGGAGUUUACACAGCAUACAGAAGAUUCAAUAAAUUUGGAAGAUAUAAUUUCGAAUAAUAUUAUCAUACGUGUAGUGACAGAAAAACCCAGCAAUGGAGGAGACGGUGGUGCUGGUGGUCAUGGAGGAUAUCCAGGAACAAUUGUAAUUAGUGGCUUUGGAAACUUAGUCAAUGUGAAUACUUCAAAGAAUAUAGGAGACAGUGGUGCUGGCGGUUAUGGAGGAUAUCCAGGAACAAUUGUAAUGAGUUCUACAGAGUUGGAGGGGCUGAGAGGACGUGGUGGACACAAAUCAUCAGGCAGACGAAGUUUGAGUUUUAAGCAUGAACAACUUUCUGAUAUUGCCGGUGAAAAGUUGAUUUUGGAGACUUUUAACAGGGAAUGGUUAAUCAGUUUAGAAUUUCCCGCUGGAGAAUAUGGGAAGCCAGGCUUCAGUAGAAAAGAUGAAAUACUUCCAAAAAGAUUAUAUAUGGUCAACCCAUAUUUUGUCAUUUCUAUUUACAAAGAAUAUAUAAGGGAAAAUCUCUAUAAAAACCUCGAGGAAACAAAAUUGAGAAGGUUUAUUAAAGAUCUCGAAAACGAUCACUACAUCGGAGUAGAAUAUAAUACACUUGUUUUCGUUAGAGAAUUAGAGGGAUUAGAGAAUCAAUAUCUUAAAUUAGGAAUUAAAAUUGAUUUUACUCCAUUUUAUGAUUCAUUACUUGUCCGAAUUGAAAAAUUUGCUAUCUCUGAAAAACUCAUAGAAAACAAAAAAGUACUAAACUUCAUAUAUACUGUUGUACUCACAAAAAUGUUUGCGCUAAAAGAGAGAAAAAAAGGUAAAACCGUUGUUAAUUUGCGUAUGUAUCUAAACGCCAUGGAGGAGAGCAUAAAUGAAGUCAAUAAAAAUACACACUUGCAAACUGUGCAGAAAUACCAAACAGAAUACAAUAAUAUCCUAGCAAAAAAAAUUCAGAAAGCAAAGGAUUUCUCAAAAAAUAUAAUUGAACCUGAAAUUCAGAAACUUUGGGAACAGACAGACGAUAAAAUUCAGGCAAUAAUUAACAAAAUAAAUAAGAAAAAAAAUUAUACUCUCAAUGCAAAAGUCAGACUUGAAAAUGGACGGAUUAUUGAAAACACAGGAAAAAAAAAAGAAAAUUCCCAAAAAAUGAACGAUUUUGAAAGAGAGAUACGUAAAGUCAAAAAUACAGUGCUUAAAUCAAUUUCAGAAGUCAAUAUUUUAAAGAACAAUGUAAGAAAGAUUGAAAAAAAAUUAGUAGAGUUCACAAAUAAACAAAAAGAUUUCAUAGAGCAGGAAAAGAAAACAACAAAAAAAUCAAUGCGCCAAAUAAAUAAAGUUCAAUCCAUUCUCAGUAGCAGCCAAUCUGGGUAUAAUUUUAUUCAACAAUUGAAAAACACUGGAGUAGAGAUUGAAAACAUAAACGUAUUGAUUGCUAAACAUGAUCAACAAUUGAGAGAUUUGGAAAAGAUGAAGAAUCAAGUGUACGAAAAACUGAUGCCGGAACUUCUUAGUAUCGAACAAACGAUGAAUGUAAUCAAGUCUUCAGUAGAAGGAUCGUCACAUGUUAAAUUAGAUAUUACUAAAUGGGCUGCUCGAACGACUUGGAAAGAUCUAAAAUUACUGUUACAAAAAUUCACCUACCAAAUGUCUUUCGAACUACAAAAUGAUUUAAUACGUUUCAUCGAAAAGAUUGACGAAGGAUUUUCCAUUUUGAUUGACCUUCAUGAUCGCAUUGACACUUACGCAGACAGUGUAAAACAAGCUAAAUAUAUUGCACAUAUUGAGUCUGCAACGAUGGAUAACAUUCGAGUGACUGAUGCUGAAUUGAGUAAGGCAAUGACUGAUUUAAAGUUGAUGAUACAUUCGAAUAUAUUAACUGAAAAAUAUGAAAUGGCAUUGUAUGCAUUUAAACAACAUUACUUUCCGUUUGCCGCUCGUGUACUGGGGAAAUUCCAGCUACCUGUAGAUCUACGGCUUAACGAUAGCGAAACAUUAAGAACAAAUAUUAUCAAAAGAAUCAAGGACAUGAACUCUUACAUUGAUGAGAGUGAAGCAACAAUCGACGAGUAUAGCAAAUUCGUUCACGAAAACAAUGUAUUCGAUAGUGAUACUACUGGUUCUUCGCCAUUUUAUGUACGGAACCAUAAAACCAUUAAGGAUGAAAUUCAGCAAUUACUCAACGGUUCAGAGAUUUUGCUUAAAGCAGAUGUAUCUAAAAGACUUAAUUACAAUGCGGUGAAAUACAACGAUAUCAGGAUCAAUUUUAAAUUUAAGAACAAAACUAUCCAAAACAGUUUUAAUUCUGUACUAAAAAAUUUUGCAUUGACCAUAACCAUGGUCGGUAAUAACUUUUAUCGUUGUGGUGAAAAAUAUUAUUUCAUUUCGUUCAAUGACGAUAUUAGCAUCACUUACACUCUUGAUCAGGAUAGAACAGGAAACUGGAUUAAUCCUAAUUCAGUGUAUACUACAAUUCAUCGUAGUCAUUCUUUUCUUAGUCCCUACGGAAUGUGGAGCAUAAAAUUAAAAAAAUUGAAAAAAUCAGUAUCUUGGAAUCAGUUACGUGUUUAUUUAAAUGAGAUAGUUAAAUUGGAAUUGAUUGGUCGUGGAUAUUAUAUUGAACAGGAUCCCUAUUUUAAUUUGGAAAUUUGCAAUGAAUAUUUAGAAUCAUUUUACAACGUUGAAAAUGUUGUUCAGCAAAUUGAAUGAUUUUUGGAAAACUGAAACACAAAUAACUGAAUAUCCUAUACAGACACAUUAAAUACAGGACUAUCUAUAAUAAAAUAGAGAACAUCAUCGCUAUAUGUAUAUUUUAAAAUAUAGCCAAAUAAUAACUCCAAAAUUAAUAAAUCAACUAAAAUGUUUCUUGACAGCUAUUAAUAAAUACAAGAGAAGAUGUCCUGUCGAUUCGAGUCUCAGCUAUAAACUGGAGAUAAACAAACUCUCCCCUCGUUGCUAUAAACAAUCUAAUCGUCAAGUAACGUCAACAUCCUACAAAACUGUCGUUUGUCCAUUAAUCAUUAGAUGGCGACAUACGGAUAUUUUACAAUAUUUAUUCAACAUUUUCACAAUAUGCAACUGUUUAGUGUGAUAAA
This is a messenger RNA of Chelonus insularis, 4447 nucleotides long. RefSeq lists its product as uncharacterized. The coding region runs from base 9 to 4061 and encodes 1350 amino acids. The transcript is spliced from 7 exons. The record is from RefSeq and is a predicted model, not a curated record. Lineage: Eukaryota; Metazoa; Arthropoda; Insecta; Hymenoptera; Braconidae.